This is a messenger RNA of Neocloeon triangulifer, 2129 nucleotides long. Its product is annotated as SET and MYND domain-containing protein 4-like. The coding region runs from base 123 to 2048 and encodes 641 amino acids. The transcript is spliced from 11 exons. Lineage: Eukaryota; Metazoa; Arthropoda; Insecta; Ephemeroptera; Baetidae. Gene Ontology annotation, molecular function: protein binding. The record is from RefSeq and is a predicted model, not a curated record.
GGCGAAGCGAAGCGAAAACAAGCCGAGGGGCUGCCGUGAGGGUGGUGACAAAUUCACAACUGUUUUCAGCAAUUUUCUACCCGAAAACUAAUUAUUCUCUUUUUGAGAGCUUCAAUCAAGAAAUGGCGCAACCUAGAGAAAUUCCAUGGCAAAGUAUUCUAGACCUAUUUACGGAGGAGAUUAAAAACGAAAGGCAUGCAGAGAGAUGGAAAAACUUCCAGUCCGUGGUGACUGAGGAAGAAAUCAUCAAGAUGGUCUACAGUUUUGACAUUUUUAGAAAGAGAAUCAAUGCUUGGCACACAAAGUUUGCCAGCGGUGCACCAUCAGGCCCUGCAAAAAUUGUGGAUGAAGAGGAGAGCAGCUACGCAAACAAUCUGAACGAGGAGUUGGCAAAAGAAAGAGAGUUGCUCAAGAGUAGCAUAAGUCUGAAGUAUGGGGAAAGUGACCAAUUUCCAGGCGCUUCUAGUGUAUUAGAAAUCCAAACCAAUGAAGAGAAGGGACGUCAUGUCGUCGCUUUGAAAGACUUCCAGAAAGGUGAUGUUCUUUUCAAAGAGGAAGCAUUUACGUCUGUCCCUUGCGGAGGAAUUCAAAUUCACUGUGAUCACUGUUGUGCUCCUUUGUAUAGUUUUGGGAAUGAGUCGGAGGUGAACUUCAUAGCCUGCGACACUUGCAACACCACCCGUUACUGCACUUUCAAGUGUGUGGAAGAAGCCAAGCCUUAUCAUCAAUGGGAGUGUGGAUCCAAUCUGCCGGAGCAUGUCGGAAUCGCCUGGCUUGGCUUGCGAGUGGCGCUUAUGGGAGAAAUCUACGAAAGUACCGGGGACGAAGAAAAAAUCAAACAAUAUCAGAAAGUGUGCAGUUUGGUGACCCACAUUGCAGACAUGACACCAGAAGACAAACUUCAGUAUUCCUUGACGUCUUUGCUCCUUUCGGUUGACGUUGCCAGAAGGAAAAAAUUGGCAUCUGCUGAGAAAAACCAGUUCAUUGUCAAGUUUGGAUCGAAGGUGAUGAAGCACAUCACCCAGUUGGUCUGCAACGGAAACGCCAUCACUUCUCACUUGUUCGGACAGGACAGGAUGACCGUGGCUGGGCCAAUUCUGCAGGAGGAGAAGCAAGUGAGAGUUGCGACGGCAAUUUUUCCCUCAGCUUCCAUGAUGAACCACUCUUGCGAUCCAAACAUCCUCACCAGUUAUUUUGGCAACUCGGUGAUUUCCAAAGCUGUCCGUGACAUCAAAGCGGGAGAGGAGGUUUUCAACUGCUAUGGAAUCUACUACAGGGCCAUGCGAACUGAGAAGAGGCAGCGCCACCUCAAGGAGCAGUACAUGUUCGAUUGCAAAUGCCUUCCUUGCCAAAGAUCCGUUGACUUUCUGGAUUCCGAAGGCAUCCACAGCCUCAUGUGUGUCAAAUGCAAAGGACCGGCCAUUGCUCAGAAUGGUGAUUCUAUUUGCCUCAAGUGCGACCACAUUUUCACUAACGAAGAAAUGGAUUUGGUCAUGGAAAAUGUCAACACUGAAAAAGUUUUGCUUCAAGAAUCUCAAGAGCUUCAUCGAAGUGGGGCCUUUGACAAGCUGAACAAAAACAAGAUCAAGUAUGUGAACCAUCUGAAAUCUUUCUUGCAUCCCAACAACUGCCAAAUCGCUCAAGCAAUCGAUCAACUUGCCAUGCUAUAUGUCAGAAAAGGAAAUUACAUUGCUGCUUGGAACCUGAUGGAAGAAUGCUUAACUCUCGCUAAAGCUCAGUACGGCAGUGACGGAAUUGAGGUUGCAGGCGUAAUUUCCACUAUGAUGUCCAUUGCACAAGCGAUCACAUCCUCGGAAGUCACUAAUGAAAUCCUCAAGCUGACCGAGAAAGCCAUCGUCCACUGUGAGGUUGGGUUGAAGAUCAUGGCCGAGUGUCUUGGAGAAUGGAACGACAGAUACAAAAAUAUGCUUGAGAUCAACAAGGACUUGAAAUUCGUCCACGACCAAGUUAUGGGGUCUCUGCAGCAGAACGGCAGCCACCAAGAAAAUGGAAAAGUGCUCAAAGCUAUUGAAAAUUUGGAAAUUUAAAUCCACCAGAUUGUAUAAAUGUAUUCACAUUUCACAUUCUCCAAAACAUAAAUAAUAAAGGAAGUACUUAAUUUACUCUGC